GUUUCUUCAAAAAGACUUGUUUUAAUCCAGUUUAAUCUGAUCCAGGAACAGCUGUUACGUAAACCUGAUCUGACUGUGUUUAACUGGUUUAACCUGAGAGCAGAAAGUGAGCAAACACAGAGUGACCCUGAAGUGACACGCACACCUGAGCUCACCUGUUGAGAAUCUGUGGAGUCUUUUCAGUCGGUCCUCUGUUGGUCACACAGUUUCUGUCGAGUAAACUAAUCUUUAAUGAUCCUGUUUAUCAGUUUAUCAAAUCUGACACAGAAAACGACUAACAUUUUGCACCUGUUCGUCACACUGACAGUCAGUAUUUACGUCUGGAGUCCCUCAGGGUUGUGUUGUUGGUCCUGACAGUUUUCAGUUUGGUGCACGAAGAGUUGUGUUUGUGUCUCCGAAAGUCUGCUGUGGCACGUUUAUUUUACAUUUACAGGCAAAUAUGAAAUAUGACAGGACUUCCUGUUCAGCCUCAUGACAUACACAGUACUCUGGUAUUACACUGUAGUAGUACACUGUGGUAUUACUGCAGUGUAUACAGCAAGUCUGGAUCAUAAAAUCUGGAACAUUCUCGCACACGUGUGACACCUCAUAACGAGAUACUCUGACUCUGAGUCAGGUACAUGAAAAUCCUGACAGCCAAUAGGAUUCUUCAGUGUGUGUGUGUCUGUAACACACACACACAACAAGAUUAGAGAGUGCAGGUAUUUAAGCUCAGUGUGUGUGUGUGUGUGAGAGAGAGAGAGAGAGAGAGCAGAGCAGCAUGCAGCAGAUCUACAGGCAGAGCAACCAACAGUUUGAGGUUUACACCACCGUCCUCUCCCCGCAAGUGUGCAGAUCGACAUCGAGGACGAGGACAAGACAGGUGGAGGCAGAAAAGGUGGUGGUGGCGACGAUGCAGAACCAGUCCCGCUGGCUGAAGGAGCUGGACCUUAACCGAGGAGACCUGAUCCAGGUUCUGUUUAAACAAGACGAUGUCUGGUGGUUCGGACGGCUCACAAAUGGAAAUGAGGGUUACUUCCCUGCAGCCUGCGUGGAACCGCUCCAGGGCGGUCUUCCAUCCAGAGCCACACCCACGCUGUUGAGGAGAGGGUCAGUACCGGUCGUUGUGACCACAGCAGACGCCCCCUGUGGUUACACAAGUGGUCGCAGUACUCCGAAGCUGCUGAGGAAAGACAGCGUCCGAUGGCCGCAGGGACCGAACGGGUCCUCGGCAGGACGGCGACCGUCUGCAGCGCCUCCUCACAGCUCCCCCAGCCUCCUUCACCGCGUCCUGGCCAAGUCAAGGAGGAAGAGCUGCCCCCACCUUCCCCACCACCCUCAGGAGAAUGGCUCCGUCAACCCUGCCUUCCAGCCGGACUAGACUGCAGUUCUGCUGAUCUGCAAUGAGUCAGGCCUCUCCAAAACAAGGAAAAAUGUUUUCAUCUUUUUUAAUUAUCUACUGAUCUUAGACAUAGGAACAAAUCGUA
This is a messenger RNA of Scatophagus argus, 1466 nucleotides long. RefSeq lists its product as uncharacterized. Gene Ontology annotation, molecular function: protein binding. The transcript has 5 exons. Bases 761 to 1360 code for a protein of 199 amino acids. The record is from RefSeq and is a predicted model, not a curated record. Lineage: Eukaryota; Metazoa; Chordata; Actinopteri; Scatophagidae.